UACUUCCAAGUGUCUGUCUGUGGAGAUAAUUAUUUUUGUUAAGGACUCAUUGUUUUCACUUAUUUUUCGCGCAUAUAUUGGUUUACGACUUCGCGCAGUGUUUGUUUUACACAAUUGAACGGAAGGCGAACGCAAUAUCGUAGCACUUCAAUGACCUAUCUUUGCACACAAUCAAAAUGACGUCGAUGUUAUUCUCAAACUACGUCGCCUCUCAACAUCGUUUCGCUUAUUUGGUUCAAGCUUGAUGUGCGUCGUCGUGCGUAUGGUGUUUUGACUGGAGCAAAGUCAGGAAGCCUUACAACUUUGAAGACGUCGAGCGUUACCAGUCUUUUCCAAAAUCAUGUGGCGAUUUUGUUUGAUUUUCCUGAUCACAGAGCAAUGUGUGCUGGUUCGGGUGCUCAGCUCAACGAAAUUCAAUAAUAGUCCUUGUGAGCCGAAGAAAGCCAAAAACGUUGAUGGCGCGGAUGUUGUCAUUGGUGGACUUAUACCGGUGCACGUUAAAGAAAAGCUGAAUCAGCCUGGCCUGAUUUGGGCUGAAGCAAUGAUGUUUGCCAUUGACGAGAUUAAUAAAAAACGCGAUUUGCUUGGGGACAUUAAAUUGGGCUACGACAUUCGCGACUCGUGUAACGACGCACAUCUUGCUUUACAUAGCGCGCUCGAUUUUGUGCUAACACCAAGAGCUGAUGCUUCAUACGAAAAGAAAUUAAGCAACGGGACGAGUUGUUUAUGCAAUAAAAACGCCGAUCACGACAGCAUGCCUCCCGUAGUCGCUGUAGUUGGCGGUGCUACAUCGGGGAUAUCGACAACAGUCUCAACUGUACUGUCAGCAGAUAACAUUCCUCAAAUUAGCUACUCGUCUACGAGUCCUAGUUUGAGCGAUAAGACAAAAUAUCGAAACUUCAUGAGAACGAUACCAUCCGAUGUGUAUCAAGCGGAGGCUAUAGCGGAUAUCUUGGUGAAAUUCAACUGGACGUUCGUUUCAAUUGUGGUUUCGGAAGAAGAGUACGGUCGCAACGGAUUGAUAGCACUGAGAAAAACUCUCAAAGAAAAGAACGUGUGCGUUGCUGUCGAGGCUUCGUUCUCUACAAACAGUUAUGAAAUCGAAAAAGACGUUGAUGUCAUCAUUAGACAAUUACAAAAAGACACCAGACAACGCGUUGUGGUACUAUGGUGUGCACGGCCCGCUGCAGUGCAAUUUUUCAAUAUUGCGACGGGCAGGUUGUUUAAUAUCACAUGGAUAGGGACGGAAUCGUGGGGAGACAGCAAAUAUGUAAGAGAUGAAGUUAAUUUUGAUCUUAUAGGAGGAAUGCUCGGAAUCGUGCCCUAUCUUGCUCAUUAUGGGAAAUUCGAGGAGCACCUGAGAAGCCUUACACCGAGAAGCCGUUCAAAAAAUCCAUGGAUAAAUGAGUACUGGAAGUCGCUUACUAAUAACAAAUGUGCUCAAAUGCCACAUGACUGCUCAGAGGACAAACUACCGAACGCCAUGUCUUUACCUCUGAAUAAAUACACAUAUGUCAUCGACGCUGUGUAUGCGAUUGCACAUGGAAUACAGAGCUUGAAACGAUCACAUCGAAAUCUGAAUGUUUCGCGACUGAACAAGCGCAUGCUUAUGAAACUAAUAAAUCAAAUAAAGACUGCAAAUUUUAAGGCUUUCUCUGCUGAUGGCAACUUCAAUUUCACUGAUAAAGGCGACCCCCACUACGGAGCGUAUUCAAUAAGGAACCUGCAGGGUAAUCGUACGCACAAAAAGUUCGUGACCAUCGCACAAUGGAGCGGGGAAACAUCGAAAUUGGAGUUUGAUGACACCGUGAAGAUUCAAUGGAAUGAGAGAAAGGGCGUUCCUCGCUCAAAAUGUGCAGACGAAUGUCAGCCAGGAUUUGGUUUUGUCGCAUCCGACAGAAAAUGCUGUUGGUCAUGUCCGAAAUGUCAGGCUGGAUAUUACAAGCCAAAGAAAGGUAACGUAGAGUGCAAAGCGUGCGAUGACGGUUUCAUGUCCAACGACGCUAGAACUCAUUGUAUCAAAGUGACCGAGGACUAUCUAAGAUGGAAUUCGCCAUUGUCUAUCUUCGUGAUGGUUUCAUGUUUUAUUGGACUUGUGAUUAUCGUGUUUACGCUUGCCGUCUUUCGACAUUACUCCACUACCGCCGUCGUAAAGGCAUCAAAUCGCGAGGUCUCCAUAUUCCACCUCACUUGUCACGGUUUGCUCUUCUUGCUUCCAUUCCUUUACAUAGGUCGACCAAACGCACCAACUUGCGCAAUGCGGUUAUUAUUAUUCCCAGUUCUCUUUACGUUCAUCACGGCCAUCAUGUUCCUGAAGACUGAUCGCAUCGUCCGGAUCUUCAACUCGAAAGCGAGGCUAAGCAAACGCAGUCGGCUACUUAGCAAUAAAGUCCAAUUCGUCCUAACUCUUGUUUUAACAUCGAUACCUCUUAUUGGGACUUGUAUUUGGAUUAUCCUUCGACCGUUGAGAAUCGAUAAAGAAGCAAUAGGCGAUGUCUUUGUGGUCUAUUGUGAGAACGAGGAAUCCUGUCAGAUCGUGCAACUUUCCUACAUCCUACUUCUUGCUCUGCUCUGCACUUUCGAAGCGUUUCAUGCUCGAAAACUUCCAGAGAGUUUCAACGAAGCAAAAUUCAUCUGUUUCUCUAUGUUUGCGUUCGUUCUCUUGUGGAUGGGAUACAUACCAGUUUUUAUCGAUCAGAACGGUUCCACAAAACAGUUCCUAACUUGCCUCUUCAUAAUACUGAUCAAUCUGCUUUCGGCGUUGCUCAUCUACUUUCCCAAGUUAAACAUCAUCCUUUUCCACCCGGAGAGCAAUCGCCAUCAAUCGUUUAAGAAAACGAGCCAGAGUUCCGGCUUGAAAGAUGCGCAACAACUAUCGCCGAAGAGUACACCGAGCACGAGCCGAGAGCAAAAGACUUCUCUGGAAAUGAGCGAAGACCAGAAGACAAACAGCAUGCCAGAUAAGAAAAUUCACAAUUUUAUCUUUGGCAGCAACGAACAGCUGGUCGCUCAUCAUCUCGGUCUGCCAGAUGCUAAGCGGUCCAGCAUCCCGUACUCGAAGGAGAUGGAUAAUGUAUUUAUUACAAACCCCGCAACCAGUUUUUAAAAAUACAGCGCUUAUCGUGCACAACUCGCACGAUGGCAGGAGAUGAAAUAGUUUAGUCGUAUUUUAAAGUUCAUCUAUUCAUUAAAUCUGUAGAACUCAAAGAUAAAUAAGCUCCAGGCGUGAGAUGUUUUCUCAUAUCGAAAUAAAUAUGGAUGCUAAUUUUAUAUACAUAGGAGAACGAGCAAAGUUCGAAUUGAUUGAAUUUCAAUAAUCGACUAGACGCGUGUAAAUUCAUACGUUGAAAGAAACUGUGUAAAGUCUUUUUUUGUAAUCAUGUGAUUUUUUGAAAGUUUAUGGAAUAAGACGAACAAAUUAUUUGAUGCA
Messenger RNA from Xenia sp. Carnegie-2017, 3430 nucleotides. RefSeq names its product metabotropic glutamate receptor 2-like. Gene Ontology annotation, biological process: G protein-coupled glutamate receptor signaling pathway; regulation of synaptic transmission, glutamatergic. Gene Ontology annotation, cellular component: membrane. Lineage: Eukaryota; Metazoa; Cnidaria; Anthozoa; Malacalcyonacea; Xeniidae. The record is from RefSeq and is a predicted model, not a curated record. The transcript is spliced from 2 exons. The coding region runs from base 341 to 3106 and encodes 921 amino acids. Gene Ontology annotation, molecular function: adenylate cyclase inhibiting G protein-coupled glutamate receptor activity.